Molecule: messenger RNA, 3860 nt
Organism: Exophiala mesophila
Lineage: Eukaryota; Fungi; Ascomycota; Eurotiomycetes; Chaetothyriales; Herpotrichiellaceae
Exons: 4
Coding region: 560-3445 (961 amino acids)
Biological process (GO): establishment or maintenance of actin cytoskeleton polarity
Cellular component (GO): cell tip; microtubule cytoskeleton
Molecular function (GO): protein binding
Source: RefSeq, a predicted model, not a curated record
UCUGCCACUACCACACACCACUACCAACCACUACAGCGCUAUCCAGACUUGCUCUUCAUUCUUUGGUACUCAAGUCUCGGAAUCAUGGACUCAAGAAUCACCACUCCAUUCUGGAACUCUGUUUCUUGACUGUUGGUUCUGGUUUCGACAUUCUUUUGUCCUCGUCCAUGUCAACAUAACCCACAUCGCCAUUGAACUGCUGUUACUUGCUCGACCACCCUCCUCAUUUAUCCUCCGUACACACCAUCACACUGGACCCGCGCCCACCAUCUGCGCAAACCCUCCAAAACCUGUCAAUCCUUCAUAAAUCGUCUCCGACGCGUCGCUCCUUACUGUUUUACUGUCUCGCUAUCGAACCUGACUUUACACGCCUUGGUCUAUCUGCCCGAACCACCUCCUGCGACCUCACUAAAUCCGCCCUGACUCCCCUCCGCGCAGCCUCCACAACCCCGGGCCAUCUCUCAUCCUGCGCCUCUGUCUCUAUGCGACCUGAAUUGCGCAACAGGCAGUUGAUCUCCAAGGCCCUGCACGGGAAUCCAGAUUCAACAUCUCCCUGCAAAUGGUUCGUGCGAUGACAACAUUGAAACCGCAGCUCGUGAGAGCUGAUACUCUUGACUUACAAGAUCACAAUACCCCUUCCGCUCAAGAUCAUUCCCGCCAACCUACACAUCCUUCCCCAUAUGGUUAUGGGCCUGCUGCUCCACACCAAGCCCAAACUCUCAGACAAGCCGAGCACGAGGCUUAUCAACAACAACAUUCCAGCCCCAGAGCCUCGGAGGACAAGUCUGCUGGAGCGGCCUUUGGCUAUGGCGAUGCGGAAGACGAGCCUGGUGGAGGGAGUUCCCAAAAUGGUCCCAUGACUUCAAGCUACAAUCCCCAGGACACUGAUGAGGCCGAGAGCGUUGAUUCCCACGAUGAAGACAUGGACGACGAUUUAUUGGAUAAGAUAUCAAGCUCACCCUCAAUCGAUGAUGGUAAAUACCCCCUCCCUGCGUGGCCCCCACGAGUCGACUCGGUCAUGUGUGGAGCCUCUCCAGCUUCUUCAUCACCGAUCGAUCGUGAAAUCCCUUCAUCCUCACCGUUUUCGUCUACCCCUGAUCAUUUCCCCUUGAACCUUUCACAAGAUUCUACUUCGACCAGUCAUCUUGGUGAGUUCCAGGUCUACCAGGAUACCGAGGAAGAAGACCAUCAAACUGGCCAUCAUAAUCAUCUGGACUCCGAAAACUCAACUUCCGUACUCCCAACUUCCAUACUCGGAAUCUCAAUUCCCUUAUCUGAAUCCCAAGAAUUCCAGAAAUAUCUUCUACCCUUGGACGACCCCCUACUCCUGGACGAAAGUGACACGUCUCACGAGAAUUACUCGGCGCAUGCCCACUAUCACUCCAGCGACAAUCAAUACGCAGACUGGCAGGAUGAAAAUGUGUAUAUCCUGGACCAUGACUCAAGUUCUGAUGAUGACACCGAAGACUUUUCCUUUACAGCUGAUGAUCGUUUUAUUGAUUCUGGUUGGGGAGGAGAAUGCUUACGAGACAUAGAGGACAUUGAUUUCGAAUUCGUCUACGCUUUACACACUUUUGUGGCCACCGUCGAAGGCCAAGCCAAUGCUACCAAAGGCGACACAAUGGUCUUGUUAGACGACAGUAACAGUUAUUGGUGGUUGGUUAGAGUGGUCAAGGACGGCAGUAUUGGCUAUCUUCCUGCAGAACACAUUGAAACUCCCACGGAACGUUUGGCCCGCCUCAACAAGCACAGGAACAUCGAUCUAUCCGCCUCAAUGUUGGGAGAUAAUCCGGAGAAAUCCAAAAAUCCUCUAAAGAAGGCCAUGCGCCGAAGAAACGCAAAGACUGUGCAGUUCACAGCUCCAACAUAUUACGAGCCCUCUGAUUAUGAGUAUUCUGACGAGGAAGACGAAGCUGACGAAAGUCAACUGGAUCAGAUGGGCGACGAUAAUGUCGAUGAUACAGAUGCAGCAGAGGAAUCGCAAGACAAGUCAACUGGAGAAGUCGAACAACAGGCUCAGCGCACUGCAGUGACCACCAAUGGAGUGCAGCGGAUGACCAGCAAUGAGAGUCUGAACAGCAAUUUGUCAGCCAGUCCAGUCAAAGGUCUUGCGACCGAAUCUGGUAUCGAACAAUCCAAGGCUGAAGAACCUGUGUCGAGGUCACGGAAGGGUAAUGUUAGAAACACCGACUCAUUCUUCAGAGACGACACGGCGGAAACUAAGAAGAUCUCUCUUACCCCUCGGUUGCUUCGAGGUGAUUCGGACGCCAAUGUUUCAUCAGUGGAACAGGAAGAUCGGCAACGACCCAGCAUCGAUACCUUUGACAAGGUGCUGGCGGUGGACGAUAAAUCGAAGGAGAAAAAGAAGGAGAAGAAGGGCAUGUUGAGUGGAUUCUUCAAACGCAGCAAAAAGGGUGCCAUUCAGGAAGAGGCUGAAAGACCGUCGGAAGAGGCGCGCCAGUCACCACAAUCCAAAGAAUCGCUGGACUCGCUCAAUACUCGACCUGAGGUUGGACCGGAACGUAAGCCUAGCAAGCUGCAGAAACCGCCCCGGUCUGUAUCACCCAAGGCUUCCCCAACGGAUCACCGUAAUCCCCAGAGUUUUGCUACUGGAACGACGCAGAACACAGCUUCAGCAGCAGCCGGGCCCGCUUCUGCGACCCUGUCAAGUACUCUCCGAAAGGUGGAUAGCGAAUCUAGUCAAGCAUCGGAUGACCCCUAUGCAGCGACAAAUCAGAACCAGUCUGUCGCCCAAGUCAAGCGAUUCCCAUCUCUCUCGGAACAACGCUCGAUGUUUUCAUCGAAUACCUCCACCACCCUCAAACCCACGCAAAUGUCAACCUCGACCACCACCUCUCCGGCCAAGGCUGGCUAUCUCCAAGGAUCCAAGGAACAGUUGGACACCCAAGCAGACGUAUCAGAUGAUGAUGAGCCAACUCCAAGGGCAGCAGAACAGGAGACUCAAUCCCUAUCGUUCGAGACAGCUGGUAAAGGUCAGUCUGUGCAAUCAGAAUUGAGAAACCAGCCCUCAACAAUGGACCCAUCUUCGCAGAGUUUCAACGCCCAAAAAUCUCAUGCACAAGCAUUGGGGCCGGAGUAUAUUGACACCAAUCCUGCCGAUUCUGAAGGAAGUGCAAGCUCGUCCAAGCCUUCGCCAUCAAGUGCGACACAUACACCAUCUACGGCUCGGUCAACGCCAACAUGGUCUGAUGCAUCACUGCGGAUGUACAUGGAGAAUAACCAAGAUAUUAAAGACCUCCUCAUCAUUGUGCAUGACAAGUCGAAUGUUACUCCAGUUGGGCCUGAUCAUCCUUUGAUGAGCAAUCUAUUCGUGGAUGAGCGAACCAGGUUGGCAGAAAUGCAAACGCAACUUGAUACCAUGUUGAUGACUUGGAUGGGCAAGAAGAAUUCGAAUCUGUUAUCGAGUUCGAGUUUUGGGGGAUGAUAAUGACAAUGAUUAUUGGGGAUCAAGGAAUUAGCCAACGAUUUAUGCGAUGUGCACGGGGUUAAUCGUUUUGCAGAUUCAGUUGUCGGCAUGCCAGAGAAAUCGCUCGCCGUGUACAACAAGAGUCAUUGAUGAAUGCUUGCUUUGAUUCUGUACUGACGACCAAGCUCGGAUUGAAGGAAGGACGAGCCAUGAAGCCUCAAGGCAUGAAAUAUUGAGCUGAGGCACACUGUACAGACACUUUGAUAUCGAAAAACAAGGUCAUGGUCAUGGAUGGAGUCGGGUAUUUCCAGGACGCUUCAUGGUAUCUAUUUGGUUGGGACAGCGGCGACUAGGAAUCUAAUCCAUCACGAAUGGCAUUGAUACAUGAUGAUUGUUCUCCUUGCAUUCGAUAGUAUGAAUAAGUAGCCCAGCG